CCGCGCGGGGGGGCGCAGUGCAGCGCCGGGGCCAGGCCGCGGGGCGGGGCGGCGGGGCCGUGAGGAGGAGGCUGGGCAUGGCGGGGCUGAGCCCCGGGCUGGCCGCGCUGCUCUGCGCCCUCCAGGUGCAGGCUGCCGGCCGCGGAGCCGCCGUCACGCAGGAGCUGCUGCAGGAGGGGUUCCACAGGGACCUGCUGGUGAAGGUAGACCUUGGGGAAACCGGAGAGUGGGCUGGAGGAUGCACGGUGGUUGCAAGAACUCAUCUGCCGCCAGGAAUCUACGUGGAUCCCUACGAGCUGGCAUCGCUGCAGCAGCACAACUUAACGAAGGCGGUGUUAAUUCCUGACGUUGUUGAUGUGGAGGCUCCUGAGUACUCGGCCACAGGCCUUGUGGUUCUCCUGUACCUGGAACGCGACCCUCGCUGUUCGCGGUGUUUCAGAGGUGCUUUGCCUGUGCAUGUGCGGUACCACCGGCCAGCAGGGGACGGGGAGGAAGCACUGGUUGCUCUGAAGAGUCCAGAAGUACUGGUCUGCUGCUGCGAUGAUCACCUGUCAACAGAGAGUUGGAAGCCUGCUGAAGUGGAAGCUCCCUGCUCAGGGAAAAGGGACUACCCCUGUCAGUGGUACAGCGCAACGCACAAACCUGCAUAUGAAGAACUGAUUCUUCAGGUUCCAGUGGGGCUCAAGCAACAUAGUGCCUUAGUGUGCGUUGUGACUCUUCUUGCCACGGUGUUCUGUUCCAGUCUGAUUCUUGCUGCUGUCUGCAAGCACGGACACUUCUUCUCCCUAGUCACCUGCUCAGAAUAAAGAAACAAGGAGCGACUGAGCUCUGUGCAGCAAAACUAAUUCAGUGUUACAUUAAGUUCCUAAGUGAAUCCUUCUCUGCUGUUAUUUAUAUCUUGGUAAUUCAUGCAGGUCCCAUAACAGAUUAUAGUUCACUUGGCCUAACUCUUACAAACACCUUUCAUGCACAGAAGACCACUUUGGUACAUUGUGAAUAGACAAAGCAGAUGGAGAGCUGAAAGGACUGCCACAGGCAGUGUGGCAAUAGUCAGGAACAGGCUCAGUCUCUGAUUCCCUGCCCCAGGCCACGGCCUGCUUCGGCUGUAGUGCUGCUCCUUGCAGAGGUGUUUGUAACUUCUUGAAUUCAAACCACCUGAUUGGGAAGUGGUUAUUAAGGGUAUGAAAAACAUUAUCUAGUCAUAAAUGUUUCUGAAUUUGGAGCUUGUUUAAACUAUCCACAUGGGUUAUGCAUGAAUUUGCAAAGAGGCGUACUUUACUUGGGACUGUAGAAGGUUUAAACAAUCUGUACUCUGCUAAGGACUAGGAGGGAUUUGACCAAGAGCAGAUUAGCUGCUCUUGGUCAAAUCAUUCAGAGUUGAAAGAGCUUAGAAAAUUUGAAAGGAAUUUCACCCUGUAUCAGAAUCUAAAAGAAUCUCCCUUGGGAGAUUAAAGCGGAUGAACAGAUACAAACUGGAAGCAAACAUUUAGAAGACUUGAAUUCAGCCAUCAGAGCAGUUAAUAAAUACAUGGAAAUGGAAGGAUUGCUUAAUGGAAAAAAUGAGUUGCUCUGGAUUGACAGAAGGUGGUGGUUGUUUUAGUCGUCAGUAGGUGGCAUUGUGACCUUACUCACAGGGGCGGUUGGAGAAAAUGUACCUCACAUAGUUAAGAGCAGGUGAUUUUUUGAGGGAGUGUGGGGGAGAUCAAUGAAAAUGCUGUUUUUUAAAUUCUAUCCUCCUUUAUAUGCAGCCAUGACUGCUUCACAGCAGAAUCAGCCUUUCAUCACUGUCCAGCUGUAGCUUCAGGAUCCCCUGGGCAUCCUUCCUCCGCUUCUGCUGGAAUUCAAUAGAGAGCUCGUCUUGUGACUUUGCCCGCGACAGGUUGGCAAGCGCUCUGACACUGGGCUCUUGUUUUCCCCUGACUGUGCUGAAUGAUGAUGGCUGCGCCAGUACUUCAUGCGCUACCUCAGAGACGUCAUGCACUGCAUCUGUUUGGGGGAAGGGAGAAAUUAAAGAGGACAAUUGCAGGGAGAUUUGGUGGUUCUUGCAGUAGGGCUGAGGAGAGAGGCUGUAACACUUGCCUCUGAGUGGCAUUUUUAACUCCCAGAGUUGAGUUUGUCCUUGUGCUUUCUCUCCGGUGCAGGUACGUCAUUCUGUGUUGCAGUUUGACUCAUGGAAUGGCAAUGUCCCAGACUGCCACUUGGCCUGGCAGAUCUUUAUCUCCUGAAAGCUCACAAUUUCUCAGAUAAGACUAGUUGGAAAUCACAUGUAUGCUAAAACAAGCUGCCUGACAGUGUAGUCCAAUGAAAGGAAAGUAAUUUCCUUGUGACAAAUGAGGAAAAUAUUGCAAGAUAUAAAAGAUGAUGAGUAAAUGAUUUGGAAAUGCGUGCAAAUGAUGCAAGAAAGUGAGUGUGCAUUAGUGGUAGGAUGUUCUAUGAGCAACUGUGGCAGGAGGGGCUUGAAUUAUAGGGGGCUUAGCACUGUUAGUAUGGAACAGAUUGUUGACUUUAGAACAGAGUGCAGCUGCUGGAGGUUGAGAGGGAAGGUUUUCAGUGCACUAAUCAGCUUGUGAGGCUCCUGAUUUACUCAGUAUAUCUGCUGAAAAUUCAUCAAGAUCCCACUGAUGAGGUUUUCAGGUGAGCUGGAGUAACAUUGAUUCUGAUUAAUGUAAAAUAUUAGAGAAGCUGCAGAAAUUUCAGUGGAUGUCUUUGCUAUGGCAAAUAGCAAGUAUUUGUUCUUUUUAAAUGCAUAGCAUUUGAAUUAAAGUACAGUAGAUGUUCUUUAAAAGUUGUAAAUAAGCAUAAUAAAUAUCGUAGGGUUAAGCAUGA
Oxyura jamaicensis (ruddy duck) is the source of this 2826-nucleotide messenger RNA. It is a transcript of the gene PIGX, whose product is annotated as phosphatidylinositol glycan anchor biosynthesis class X. NCBI's taxonomy places the organism in Eukaryota, Metazoa, Chordata, Aves, Anseriformes, Anatidae. The transcript has 6 exons. The record is from RefSeq and is a predicted model, not a curated record. Gene Ontology annotation, cellular component: endoplasmic reticulum membrane. The coding region runs from base 78 to 806 and encodes 242 amino acids. Gene Ontology annotation, biological process: GPI anchor biosynthetic process.